AGGAAAUUAAAAAUGCAUUUAAGUCAAAACCCAAUUUUUCGGAAUUAAAUUUACUCCGCAAUAUGUAUUUACAUAAUCUAAAUUCAUGUUUAUCAAAGGCCUAUUACUUCGAAAUAAGUUGAAACCGAAACUGCUCCGGGAAUGUCUAGUAUGCAGGAACGUGGGAUGGUUCGCCAACAUACCAAUGGGUGAGAAGGAUCCGAUUUUCGGCAUCCUCGAUGCUUUCCUCAACGAUACCAAUCCUUCUAAAGUGAAUUUAUCAAUCGGAAUAUUCCGCACCGAUGAUAACAAACCGUUCGUUCUGGAAUGCGUCCGAAAGGCCGAGAAAAUAAUAAUUAGCAAAAAUCUGGAUAAAGAAUAUUGCGUUUUGUUGGGAGGAUCGCCGGCGUUUCAAAAGCACAAUUUGGACUACACCCUUGGCCCUGAUUGUGAAUACAACCAGCCCGGAAGGAACAUUUGCUUCCAAUCUCUAUCAGGAUGUGGCGCUUUGUCGAUGGUAUCCCAAUUCCUAUCCAGGUUUUUUCCCGGCCGGAAAGUGGUUUACAUGUCUGAUCCAACGUGGCCAAAUCACGCGAACGUUCUCGAAUCCAUGGGCCUAGAAACUGCGUAUCAUCGUUAUUACGACGCUGAAACCGUAUCGCUGGAUUUCUGCGGAAUGAUGGAAGACAUUCACAAAAUUCCGAAGAGGUCUAUGAUACUCUUCCAGUCGAUUGCUCACAAUCCCACCGGCUUCGACCCCACCCCCGAGCAAUGGAACGAAAUCGCCGAAGAGGUUAAAAAGAGGAAGUUGUAUGCAAUCGUGGAUAAUGCAUAUCAGGGUUUUGCCAGCGGCGACAGCGACAAAGACGCGCAAUCAUUCAGAAUCCUAGCAAAACAUCGCGUGAAAUUCGCGUUAUGUAACAGCUUCUCUAAAAGCUUGGGCCUCUACGGAGAACGAAUAGGCUCUAUUAUAUUCCUAACCGACUCUCAAGACGAGGUGCAACGGAUAUACACGCAAUUUAUUCCAUUAACCAGGGCCAAUUACCAGAAUCCUCCGCUGCACGGGCGCAGAAUCGUCGAGGAAGUAUUCACGAACCCGGAACUUUCUAAAAUUUGGAAGAAAGAAGUCGUAAUGAUGGCUGGUCAGUUGAAAAACGUCAGACAACUAUUGGUGCAAAAUCUGAAAGAAGCCGGAUCGAAGAGGAAUUGGGAUUUUUUCACCACACAGAUUGGCAUGUUCUCGUAUACCGGAUUGAGUCCGCAGCAAAUCGAACGUCUUUCAAAGGAGUUUCACAUUUACAUGUUGCGCUGCGGUAGACUCGCUAUUCCCGGCCUAACAACCAAAAAUGUUGCUUAUGUAGCUAAAUGUUUGCACAAAGUAACAUCUGAAUAAAAUUUGUAUUUUUG
Messenger RNA from Phyllotreta striolata, 1386 nucleotides. The record is from the annotation of a GenBank genome assembly. NCBI's taxonomy places the organism in Eukaryota, Metazoa, Arthropoda, Insecta, Coleoptera, Chrysomelidae.